This is a messenger RNA of Alternaria arbusti, 399 nucleotides long. RefSeq lists its product as uncharacterized. The record is from RefSeq and is a predicted model, not a curated record. Bases 1 to 399 code for a protein of 132 amino acids. NCBI's taxonomy places the organism in Eukaryota, Fungi, Ascomycota, Dothideomycetes, Pleosporales, Pleosporaceae. The transcript is spliced from 2 exons.
AUGGCUUUCAACAAGAGAGGCUCCAACAACUUCGCGCACUGGAACAUGUUUCCCUUCAUGACGACACCAAAGACAAAGUACAUCCUUGGACAAACACAGUCGCCGUUCUUUCGACUUCCACGAGAAAUACGGGAUACCAUUUACGAGUACUAUGCCCAGGGUCGACCACAGUAUGUGUACGAUAAGGACACGGAAAAGCUACGUUACUCCGAUGCUUCAGCACAGGCGGAGGGCCUCGGUCUUAUAACAACCUGCAAGAUCGCUGCAGACGAGAUGCAGCACGUCGCUUUCCAGAAUGUCGAGUUCACUACGCUUUGCUCCUUGGAUGAUGGCACAGCGUUCCAGCAACUCCGAUCUAGAGUCGCUCGAUUUUGCCAGCGCAAUCGCGCAAAAUACUAA